Xenopus tropicalis (tropical clawed frog) is the source of this 1131-nucleotide messenger RNA. RefSeq names its product succinate receptor 1. NCBI's taxonomy places the organism in Eukaryota, Metazoa, Chordata, Amphibia, Anura, Pipidae. The record is from RefSeq and is a predicted model, not a curated record. The transcript has 2 exons. The coding region runs from base 1 to 1131 and encodes 376 amino acids. Gene Ontology annotation, molecular function: G protein-coupled receptor activity. Gene Ontology annotation, biological process: G protein-coupled receptor signaling pathway; signal transduction. Gene Ontology annotation, cellular component: membrane; plasma membrane.
AUGUAUUCUGGAGCCGUUGGAGGAUGGAAUAUCUGCAUACCCUUCAAAGCCGCCAUAAAUGGCAAGAGACUAAGCCAAAUCUUCAAGAAGGUGCUACUGAGAGAUAAAGAAGUUUCUCGCAAUGACUGGCCAACUGGACUUAUUGUCAAGGCCAUUCCCAGUGAAGAUGGGAAGGAUCCCAUUGAACAAAACAAUUGCACAGACACUGAAAGCUUCCUUAAAAAGUACUACUUACCUGCAGCAUACACCAUGGAAUUUGUAAUUGGAUUCAUUGGCAAUUGCGUUGUAUUAUUUGGAUAUAUUUUUUGCCUGAAAAACUGGUCAAGUGGAAGUGUUUAUCUAUUCAAUCUAUGCAUAUCAGACUUUGCUUUCCUCUGUACACUCCCGCUGUUGGUGUUCAGUUAUAUACAUGAAGAAUGGACAUUUGGAGAUUUCCUGUGUAAAUGCAACAGAUAUUUACUUCAUGAAAAUCUGUACACAAGCAUCCUUUUCCUUGCCUUCAUCAGUAUUGACCGUUACAUGCUAAUAAAAUACCCCUUCCGAGAACACAUUCUCCAGAGGAAGAGUACAGCUAUUAUGAUAUCCCUUGGAAUUUGGAUUUUGGUGUCACUCGAGAUAUCGCCUAUUCUUUCUUUCAUAAAGCAAGUCGAGAUCAACAAUGUCACCAUAUGCCUAGAUUAUGCAAGCUCUGGAGAAGCAACAGGGAGUCUGAUUUUUAGCCUUUGUCUUACUUUUAUUGGAUUGGUUAUUCCUUUAUGUGUAAUAUGGAUCUUUUAUCUGAAAAUGAUGUGUUUUUUAAAAAAUAGAAAUAAGCAGCUGCCAAAUGGGGCUUCUUUUGAGAAGCCUGUAACAAUUGUAGUCCUUGCAGCAACUAUGUUUUCCAUUUUUUUCACUCCAUACCAUGUUAUGAGAAAUGUAAGAAUUGCAUCUAGGACAGACUCAUGGACAGUAAGUGAAUGCUCAUCGAUGAUCAUAAGCUCAGCAUAUACUGUUACAAGACCAAUAGCUUUUUUAAACAGCAUGAUUAACCCAGUGUUUUAUUUACUGAUGGGUGGCCAUUUUAGAGAAAUGUUACUAGCCAAAAUCCAACACUUAUAUAAAUCUCUAAAGUGCACAUUCAAUUCAACAUGA